UCACAGUUGCUAGAAAGUCUGUUAGGUCCCAUAGCGAACAGAUUUAACGGGCGGCCACCCUGCGCACCAUUGGUUCAAUGUCGAUCAAUCGAUGCACUGCCAUAUUCGAGGAGGUUAGCAGCGGUGCCGAUUUGUCGUCACCAUUCCAUGUUAGCGAGUGGUGAGAUGGAUCUAGGCAGACCAGAUCGAUCCCAUUGUGAUGAAUAUAUGUUCGGUGCUAUACCGGACGAUGACGAAAACUCAGAUGACGGAGCCGCCGAUGAGAUUGAUGCUAUUAAUGACGAGACAUUCGGAGAUGAUGUACACGUGCCACUGGACAGUGAAUUAGAGGACUAUGCAGCUCAGACGGCAUGCCUUCGGCUCGACGAUGGAGUACCAUGGGACACUCCUGGUUGUUCUAAAGCACCUGCGCCUGAUGCUUCUAAUGUUCCUCUACCGGACUUUGAUGCAUUUGGAAGACCCUCGUUUUCUAGCUUUGGAAGUGAAACAAUGGCGAAGUUGGAUUCGUUAUGGAGUCAGAGAUCGCACAAUUUGUACGACCUCUGGGAGGAACAGAAGAACAGUUCUCGAACUGUGAAUCCUAAUCAGUCAUCUUUUGUUCAGAACGAGCCUCCGACAGAACAGCCCAAAGCUGCUAGCGGGUUUUCGCUUAUGGGGGGUAUUUCUCAAAUGCUUGACAAUGCUUCGCGAUCAAAUGCAUACGCACAACAACGUUCUCCUGUCUUACCUGCUAUGCCACGUGGUUCAACAUUAGAAGAUUUGGAACGAGGGCACUUGCAACGACUGUCGCAAGCAGGCAAAGCUCCAAAUGCGAACGUCGUAUUGCCCCCUGUUGCUGUAAACGCAACUGAUCUUGAACGACGGUUUAUCGAAGAAGCCGCAGGAGUACCACCACCACCGACUCAAGUAUUACCACCCUGUAGCCCUUCUCAAUUUCCUCCUCCUCCUUUGCCAUCAACGCACAAUCAGAUGCCUCCCAGAAUGGCACCCAAUGCGCUCCCUACUUUUGGCGGAGUUCCACCAAUGCCGAUGCCGCCUCUUUUACCUCCUCUCCAUCCUAUGAUGAUUCCUUUCGUGCCAUUCUGGCUCGACAAUCUCGCUGGACGUUUGCCAUGUCUUCCCCCGGGUUGCCCACCAGUUCCUCCUCUUCUACGGAUGUUCUUCGAUACUGUAAAGGACCCUAUGAUCGUUAUGGACAUGAUAAGAGCAUCUAACGCAGGAAUGGUGCCUCCUCCGUUACCAGUGCCGCCGCAAACAUUUGAUAGACGCUCCCAGUGGCAACGAAAAGCUCCAGGGAUGCCAUCUGGUCGUACCAUAGAAGAUCUUGCAUUCGACCAGUUUGCGGGCUAUAUGUCAUGUAAAGAAAGAGAGUGGCUUGUAAAAAUCCAAAUUCUGCAGUGUCAAGGAACUGGUAACCCCUAUGAGGACGAUUACUAUUACACGAGCUGGCGAGAAAAACAAAUCGCCAAGGGCUGGAAACCGAGUGGCACUACUGCACAAGAUCCAUCUUUAGAAAAAACCAAGGCAAGAUUCCGCAUAUACAUCCUAAGUGAAAAUGAGCGGAGACUUAGACGCCUCAAUGGCUCACGAAGUCACCUCGAGUCACCUCGUGAACCAAAGGAAAUAGUGCCAUUAAAUGUCAAAUUUGCUGGUUCUCUUGGCUUACCAUCCAAAUCUUCCACUAGUAAUCCAAGACAUCUUAUCAGUGUUGAGCACAGUCUCGACAAUGCCGACGAGGAUGCUUCACAGCGAGCAGGGAAACAAAGAAAGUUACGGACUCUUCUUCUUCGUCUUGAAUCAGCUUUGGCUCUGCUUUUAGAAUGUCAAGACUUGCGUCUUCGAAUGCGGAAUUGUGCUCAAAGCAGUGAGUCAGCACUAUCGGAAAUUUCACAUCGUAUCGAUGUCAUAUUUCAAGAUCUUAUGACAGAGGAUCUUGUCAAGAUUUUGCAGAUCGGAAAAGGGCGUUCCGUGGUCGCACGAACGCUCGGCGUCGGAACAGCUAGAGAUGUUGCUCGCGUCGUUUUGUCGUUGUUUUCGGUUAUGGGUUUGUGUCCUAAGAAAUGCUUAGAAGAAAUUAACUGUGAAGUAGUUCCUCAUAUGUUUGCGGGACUGAUAGAGCUGAGCAGGGAACAACUUAUGACUUUGUCAUCUGCUGUGAACAUUGAUUCGCUCAAAGAAAAUAUGCUAAAUAAAAAUGUGUUUUGUCGGGAUGCCUUCAUCACGCUCUUGUACGCAUGUGCCAAGCGGAAGGCUAUUUCACAGGGUGUCGUCCGAUGGUUAAGCGGUCCACCCGAUGGCAUUGACUUUACCGAUGGCUGGUCCUCUUCGUUGUCCAUGUGGCGAGAUCAGAUACCUGGCUUGCAGGACUCCGAUGUUCAAAUGUUUUCUGAAUGGUUGCUUCUUCUUUGUAACAAUACCCACCAUAAUUCACUUGCCAAAGUACUUGCUAAAGCAUUGCUUACGUGUAGAUAA
Haemonchus placei is the source of this 2472-nucleotide messenger RNA. Lineage: Eukaryota; Metazoa; Nematoda; Chromadorea; Rhabditida; Trichostrongylidae. The record is from the annotation of a GenBank genome assembly.